This is a messenger RNA of Aspergillus brunneoviolaceus CBS 621.78, 672 nucleotides long. RefSeq lists its product as uncharacterized. The transcript is spliced from 2 exons. The record is from RefSeq and is a predicted model, not a curated record. The coding region runs from base 102 to 521 and encodes 139 amino acids. Lineage: Eukaryota; Fungi; Ascomycota; Eurotiomycetes; Eurotiales; Aspergillaceae.
UAGAUGCCUGUGGCUUUGGGGAAGGACUUCGAAACAUGGGUGAACACCAAUAACUGAAUUCCGGAGCAACGGAUCGUCAGUAUGUGCAGUACGGAUGGUGGAUGGAGAAGUCGCUCCUCCGGGACUCCGCUCGGGUGACCGGGGAUUGCAUCAAACCAAGCACCUGUUUGCAUCGAUCCUUCGCUGGUUCACGUGUGGGAUACAGCUAUUCGGUUGAACUUAUCGCGAUAAGCGGUUCAGGCCACUCAAUGCGUGCUCCAGAUUACAGUUACCCACUUAGCAUGGGUGAUGGUUUUGAAGUACGGAGUAGAGGGUGGGGGUUCAUGUUGAGUAACUUGGCCCUUGGACCAACCAGCACUGGCAACACCAUGCAUCACAUCUUGGAGCUAACCAACAAUCCCUCCAUCUACAACAAACACAGAAUUUCCGGGGCAUGGGAGGGGAUUCUCCUGUCUGGAAUAACCCCCCCUGGGGCGAUCCCGCAAGCAUCCGCACAGAUCCUUUCCCCAGUGGUUUGCUGAGGAUCAAUGGGAUCGAACAGAGGCCGUUGUCGACCGACAGAGAGGGGAUUCUCAAAAUAUGGACCCUGGAAAGGGGAGCAGCAACUGCAAGUGGGAUGCAGAAAAAGGAAAUAAAAUCCCCGAUGAUCCUCGGUGCAUGGAUGUGAUUAUU